CAUUGGAACCCACACCACUAUUUCAUCCUCGUCAUCACUCAUCUUUCCAGAGAGAGAAACCCAAGAGUGAGAGAGAGAGAGACAGAGAGAGACCAUUCUUUCCUACCCAUAUCAUCGAAAUUAACGAAAUGGGAAUCUCCCACGACGGUGCCGGAGUUGCCCGGCCGCCCAAGUCUUUUACGCCCGGGUGGAACGUGGCGGCCAAGCCCUGCGACUACUGCAGCUCCGCCGCCGCGCUCCUCUUCUGCCACGCACACUCUGCCUUCAUGUGCAUGGCCUGCGACUCCAAGGUGCACGCUUCUGACGACAAGCAUGAGCGGGUCUGGAUGUGCGAGGUGUGUGAGCACGCCCCCGCCGCCGUCACUUGCAAGGCGGACGCCGCCGCGCUAUGUGUCUCCUGCGAUCGCGAUAUCCACUCCGCCAACCCCCUCGCCCGUCGCCACGAGCGUGUUGCGGUGGUUCCCUUCUACGAGACCGCCGAAUCCAUGUUGAUGACAUCAUCCGGCGCUGCCAACCUCUCGGUGCCAGUCAGCGGCUCCGCCAGUGACAUGUUCGCCGCUCCACCGAGCGACGGAGAUUCGUGGGCUUCCACUAACCCGAUUUUUGCAACCAAACUUCCGGCGGAUACUCCGGUCGACGUAAAAUCACUGGAAUUCUUCUUCUCGGACUCGGAUCAGUUCCUGGAUUUCGACAACUACCAAAUUUCCUCACAGACUUACGGCGGCGACAGUGUUGUCCCUGUCCAAACAACCAUCAAACCGUCGGUCCCCGUUCAGUCAACUCAUCAAUUCUCGCCGGAAAACCGGUUCGAGAUCGACUUCACGAGAUCAAGAAUCGCUUCUUACAACAGCAACUACACCACCCCAUCUCUCAGCCACAGUGUCUCAUCAUCGUCAAUGGACGUCGGAAUCGUGCCGGAGGGUAGCUCCAUGUCAGAAAUAUCAUCAAGAACAAUGAGCACGUCAAGCUUUGAUCUAAGCGCAAACCCAGCUCCACAACCAGCCGGACUUGACCGAGAAGCUAGGGUUUUGAGGUACAAGGAGAAGAGAAAGAACCGCAAAUUCGACAAGACCAUCCGUUAUGCUUCCCGGAAGGCGUACGCGGAAACCCGGCCAAGAAUUAAAGGCCGCUUCGCUAAAAGAACCGAUUCUGAGUCCGAUAUCGACGGAAUAUUCAGCUCCGGCGGUGGUAGUUUCUUCGGCGACGCAAGAUACGGAGUGGUCCCGUCUUUCUGACGCCGGCUGAGAGUAAUUCUCCGGUGGGUAUUAAAUUAAAUCAUAUAUAAUUGAAGCAAAAUAUGUUAGUAAUUAAAAUUCUGGUGCUGUUCUUCAUCUGACUGUUGAAUUCCAGGGAAAUUUGUAUCACUUCUAAAUUAAUAUUGAUAAAGCUCAGCAACUUUUUUGUUGAAGUGAAGGGCUUUUUGUUUAAGUUUGUUAGUCAACUUUUACUUCAA
Molecule: messenger RNA, 1453 nt
Organism: Sesamum indicum (sesame)
Lineage: Eukaryota; Viridiplantae; Streptophyta; Magnoliopsida; Lamiales; Pedaliaceae
Product: zinc finger protein CONSTANS-LIKE 5
Biological process (GO): regulation of flower development
Cellular component (GO): nucleus
Molecular function (GO): DNA-binding transcription factor activity; protein binding; zinc ion binding
Source: RefSeq, a predicted model, not a curated record